Molecule: messenger RNA, 1012 nt
Organism: Aedes albopictus (Asian tiger mosquito)
Lineage: Eukaryota; Metazoa; Arthropoda; Insecta; Diptera; Culicidae
Gene: RsfS312
Exons: 2
Coding region: 165-956 (263 amino acids)
Biological process (GO): negative regulation of ribosome biogenesis; negative regulation of translation
Cellular component (GO): mitochondrion
Molecular function (GO): ribosomal large subunit binding
Source: RefSeq, a predicted model, not a curated record
GCAAGCUCUCUCUGCCUCUCUGCACUCUCAGCUCUCUCAUCGCACGCACGCGACUCAUUUGACAUUUCAAGCGAAGUGGAUUUGUUUUGUUUUCAACACUACUGAAGACAAAAUUACGAUACAACACAUUCUUCGUUCGCGCGUAAGUACAAUCGGCCUCACAAAUGGCACUAGUCGUGCAAAAACUACUAUCUCGAUGCAGCAGACCCUGCACGCAAAUAACGCGCCUAUUUCACGAUGAAUUCAGUUCACCAGAGCCUCCCAAAGCUGGGCAACAUCGAAACAAACGAAACGAACAGCAUGUUCCUUCUGCUGGAUCAAUUGCAAACAAGUACCAAAUCUUCCGCGAUGUGGAUGCAUCGGUGAUUCUGGAUGUCGAGGAAGAGCGACAGCUUCAGAGGCAACAAGUACAAGAUGGAACCGGAGCAGACAUCGAAGAUGCUGACGGAAGUAAAGCACUGCCAAGCAUUUUCAAUGGAAUCAAUCUGCAACGUGGCAAAACAGGUGUCUUUGAGAUAGAUGACCUGGUCACAGUGCUUCGAUUGAAUAAUGCCGAGAACAUUUUCGUGUGUUCCGUGCCCAAAGAAUACAAAUAUGUGGACUUUAUCUGCAUCGCGACGGGCAUGAGCUUUCGGCACAUGCGAGGUAUAUCGGAGUUUGUACGCAAAGUGUACAAAAUGAAGCGACACCAAACGGAUAUCAUACCGAAAAUCGAGGGCGAAAACAGUCGCGAUUGGAUGGCAUUAGAUCUGGGCAACAUUGCGCUGCACAUCUUCUCAGAGACGGCUCGGGAACAAUACGACCUGGAAUCACUUUGGGCGAUCGGAGCCAAGUACGAUAAAGAGUGCAACAAACCGGAUGAGCCGUUGGUGGAACUGUUCGAAAGGCAUUCUAUUUAUUUGAAUGAUUUGAAACCGUUGAAGUCAAACCAGCCGAAUGAGAAUUCCUUGGCGUAGACGAAGUGCUUUAAUACAGGCUGCCGCUAUAAAUAAAAUAAUUGUACCUAAAGAGA